This is a messenger RNA of Moesziomyces aphidis, 1320 nucleotides long. Lineage: Eukaryota; Fungi; Basidiomycota; Ustilaginomycetes; Ustilaginales; Ustilaginaceae. The record is from the annotation of a GenBank genome assembly.
AUGGAAGCAAUCUCGCCUUCUUCGUCGUACCGAACGGUACCUGAUCUCAAUGCCGGCAGCGAGUCGGAAGGAAGUACGGUUGGUUCUCGUCCAUCAUCGCCGAUUGAGUACGAAACGACAACGACGACACGUCACGGAACGGCCUUGGUGUUGGAACAGCCCACACUAGUGAGCUUUGUGCCUACGUCUGAGAUCCAGACGGCGGUAAGCAUCACGCGCGACCGUGUCGUCAUCGAUACCAUCCUACCACCAACCGCCACGCUCGCACGUUCAACCCCGCGCGCAGCGGCUCUUGGUUCAGAGCACGCGCCUCUUGGUCAAGAAGAGAGACAGGCGGUGCUGGAAAGGCACCAGGCGGAGCUAUAUGAGCUGUUGGCGAAGAAGUUCACGCCAAAUUAUGACCCGACGGGCAAGAUCAGGGACGACAUAUUCACGACCCUAACGCAGCUCACGCGAUUCCCGGAUCCACCUGGCCUCAAGACGGCAAGCGACGAAGACAGGUGUCCGUGUAUAUGCUGCGAGCUGGGCUGUGAUCAUCCGCUCGAGCCACAUCCACAGCAAGAAACAAGCCGCGGCGAAACCAGCACGCAUUUGACGCAGGAAGCUGGGCAGGAGGAGCUGCAUUCGUUCCUCGAGAUGGACAAGCCGCGUUUUGGGAGGCCGGAACGAUUGCUGUCGCUGCGUGCGCUCGCAGGCGCGUCAGACCGGGAUGGAGACAAGAGAAGUGGCGGCUUCUGGGCAUUUGGUCGAUCCAACCGCUCGAGCUCGCAGUCGGACUUCAGUCAGUCCACUCAAACUACGUCGAGCUCCACACAAGGGUCCUCGAAACCCCCGCGAGCAGCGAAUGCAACAGCUGAGGUCGGCCGCUCGCGCUCGUUGUCGGAUCUGGUCCGAAGACGACGCAGCAAGCAUAUUGCGGCGACAUCCACUCCGCCACCGCGCACCGACCAUAGAGAAGCGGUGGUGCUGCCUGCACGUACGUCGUCGCAAGCUGAGCUGCGCUUCCGAGCCGAGACACCGCAGGAGACGCCCCAACCUCCACCGCGCCGCAGCAGUAAGCGAUACGCCAUUGUGUCACGAAAGCCCGUCCCGCCACACCAUCCCACUGCCUCCCGUUCGGACCCUGCGCUGCAUGCAGCACUUGCGCGCUCGGGCACAACCGCAUAUGCCAUCGACCGCAUCGUCGAAGAAGACGAAGGCGACGAGACCCUUUCGCGCCGACACUCGGCGCUCAUGUCGAGCUUCCAUGCGCAUCCCGAUCCAUGGUCGCAGCCUCUGCACACUCCUACCUCGACAACGCAUGUCGGGGUAGCCAUCUAA